Messenger RNA from Pundamilia nyererei, 2300 nucleotides. RefSeq names its product chloride channel protein 2-like. Gene Ontology annotation, molecular function: voltage-gated chloride channel activity. Gene Ontology annotation, cellular component: plasma membrane. The coding region runs from base 14 to 1489 and encodes 491 amino acids. The record is from RefSeq and is a predicted model, not a curated record. The transcript has 13 exons. Lineage: Eukaryota; Metazoa; Chordata; Actinopteri; Cichliformes; Cichlidae. Gene Ontology annotation, biological process: chloride transport; transmembrane transport.
UGUGUAUCCAGUGAUGGUCUCUUUCCUCAUUUCGUCACUAUUGUUUCCUUCUGGUUUUGGACAAUUUAUGGCUGGAGAGCUGACACAGAACGAGGCUUUGGUCACAUUACUGGACAACCGCACAUGGACUAAAGACGGCAUCGCUGAAGAGUUUGACUACAUUGGAAACGCACGAGUCUGGAUGCACCCACAAGUCACCGUCUUCGGCACACUGGCCCUUUUCACCAUAAUGAGAUUCUGGAUGUGUGCCUUGGCCAUCACCAUGCCAGUGCCCUAUGGAGCCUUCAUGCCAGUACUUGUCAUUGGGGCCGGCUUGGGGCGUCUGGUUGGAGAAUGCAUGGCAUACUGGUUCCCGGAAGGCAUUCAUGCAGGUCAUGCUAUCUAUCCCAUAGUGCCAGGAGGCUACGCUGUGGUGGGUGCUGCAGCUUUGUCCGGAGCAGUCAGCCACUCAUUUUCCACCGUGGUCAUGGUGCUUGAGUUGACUGGACAGAUCUCCCACCUUCUGCCGGCCCUGAUAGCAGUGGUCCUGGCCAACCUUGUGGCCCAGUCCCUGCAGCCCUCCAUCUAUGACUCCAUCAUCAAGAUAAAGAAGCUUCCCUAUCUCCCAGAGCUGGGCUGGGGUCAGCACGAGGUGUAUAACAUUCGUGUGGAGGACAUUAUGGUGCGCGACGUGCAGUACAUCACACUCAGCUGCAGCUACAGAGACUUGCUAAACAUCCUAAUGAAAAGUCGACUAAAGGCUCUACCCCUGCUCAAAUCAGCUGAGUCAAUGAUCCUGUUGGGUUCCAUUGAGCGUACCCAGCUCCAGUCGCUGCUCUCGCAGCAGCUCAGCUGUGCCAGACGUCUGCAGUGCAUCAAAGAACGAGGCGCUGAGGCGAAGAAGCUCCUCUCCACUGAGUCGAACCCACCCAGCAAUAACAACAGCAGCCUGCAGACAGGCCCGGAGGAAGGCCACAUCCAGGUCACUAAUGAGGAGCUGAACCCGCCGCCUGUGGUGGAGCGACCCACUGAGCUUUCCAACAGCUCACGAGAUGAAUCAGGAGUCACACUGAGAAGCAUUUUCUGUGCUAGUUCAGAUGCAGAAGAGGUACAAGAUGAUCGAGAUGUUCAAGAUCCCACUAGUGAGAUUACAGACUGGGAGGCAAGGCAACUUGAUGAGAGGGUCAACUUCAACAACUGCAAGAUUAACCCUGCCCUGAUCCAGCUGCUGGAGUGUACAUCACUGCAUAAGACCUACACCAUCUUCUCUCUGCUGGGCCUCGACCACGCCUACGUCACCAGGAUCGGACGCCUCAUCGGGGUGGUUUCCAUCAAAGAACUCCGUAAAGCCAUAGAUGGCUCAAUGACUCUGAAAGGUGUGAAGGUAGCCCCCCCUAUGGCCACCUUCAGGAACAGCAGCUUGAGCAGCAGCCAGAAUGAGACCACCUAUCUCCAAGCUGUGAGGCCACCAGAAGAGCACGUCACCGAUGCACCAAAGCACGUCUGCUGACGUGACCAACGGCAAGUCUCGGGAGGAGAAGGAGGAAAUGUCAAAGUGCUCAAGUCUUUAAUCUCCCAAAGCUACACGUGCAAAAAUCAAAUACAGACAGUGCAAUGUGUAUAGGUCUGUACAUUAGGGGGGCAGAUGCCUCAGCUUUUGUGUUUUCCUGUUUCCACUCUCACUCCUUUCUUCUUCACUGACAUACCUAAUAGUCAGGUGUUAAUUGUCAUAUAUUAUUGGUUAUGUCUUAAUAGUCAGGCUGAGAGCUGAACCCGUGCAAGCAGACGUGCUCCCUGCCAGUGAUGGAGGCACCUGUAGCUAAUCUCAUCCUGUCGCCACAGCUCUCACAGGCAUAGAAACACACCUGGAUUGUAGUCCAAAUGCUCAUUUCACAAGUGCCUCCUCUUCGUUAUCACCAGGAAUAAGCAGAGAGUGUGAGUGUGAUAAGUGAGGUUUUCCCAAAGGAGAGCAGGGGCGCGGGGAGUCAGUUUGACCACAUUCCACUCGUACUAAAACUUUAACCACAUGUGAAUUUUCCACGUACUAUGUAGUAUGUUCAGAUUAAGGCUUAACUGUUACAAUUUCAUUAAAGAUGAAGGAUUUGAACUAAAAAAAAAUUUGAUGUGAUAUUUUUCAGUUUCAUGACUCAAAAUAGUUGCUUCAUAUUUACUGAGGGUAAAAAUUGCUUCUUUUUGUGUGGAGUUUAACCCUCACCCAACCAGACCGAGUCAAACACUAUCCUGACCUAUCUCACCUUUACACCAAAAUCAGACAUUGUGUUGUCAAUCAACAGUGAAUAAAUGCAUGACAUUUUAACAAA